AUGGUCAGACUUUUUCAGAAUGGUCUGGCAUCAGGCCUCAUGGCCUAUGCUUUCUAUCAACAAGCUCUGUCUGUGGAGCUUGCUGAGAUCGACUCGUAUGAAACAGCGACCAACACUCUGGAGAAGGUAGCUGUGUCCGGAUCCACUACGUCGACUUCAACCUCCUCCUUGGAUCUGCAGAACCAGCACUCGUUCUACUGGGGUGCGAUUAUCGUAGGUGGCGAGACCGACGUCCUGGGAAACUUCACAGUUGCCAUGCUGGAGAGUUAUGAGACUGUUCUUGCCAUGGAGGCGUUCAAAGACUUGGUCCAGAAUGUCACUUGCACCAACGGCACUAGUGCUAGUGUAACUGUUGCAUUCUCGGACUCAGCCUCGUACACUUAUGCCAAGAGUGCUUGGAGCUGGCUUAAUGAGGCAGAUCCUCAUUAUGUCCUGCUGGUGGCCGGUGCUGGUCAGUGUGGCUGGAAUACCGCCAGACAGCCCUUCAUCAUGACGGGAGCCAGCUUCCGAGACAACGUCAAUACUGCCAGGUUCACCGGAAAUGUGACUGAGUGGCAGAACUCCGUGAGCGAAUUUUCUCUCAGGAUUGCUAAGGCCGAGACCGAUGACCAGAUCGCCAUCGCCAAACGGGGUACCACCAAGAAGAGAGGAACGGGUACCAAGGACAGUACCAUUGACAUCGCCAAGGACUUUUCCUUCAGUGACAAAUCUCUGUUCGACAAGGACAGCGCUUCGCUGUCUGCCGGUUGCUCCACCUGCAAGACGUCGGGAAAAUUCGACAUGGUCUUUGAAUACUCGACUAGUGUCUUGAGUCUCCUCGGUAGCGAGAAGGCGUCUGUCACAUUGACGCCUAGUAAUGUCUCUGCCUAUCUCGAACCCCAGCUCCAGCUGUCUGGAAACCUGACCAAGUCGGAGGCUGACGAAGUCGACCUGGUCACCAUCCCGAUUGACGGCAUCAGCAUUGCGAAAAUCGCCACGAUUGGUCCCAUGGUCAAGAUUGCCCUGGGGUGGUCGGUCGGUCCUCUCGACGGCGAAGCCACCAUUGGCAUGGGUGUCGAGAUCGAUGUCAGUGACUCGGCCAAGGCGGAGCUGAGUUUCGACCAAAGCGCGAAGAAUGAAUUCAGCUUCGACCAGAGCGGAUGGUCUCCUACCGUCACCACCAAGGACUUUACGCUCGAUGCCAAGCUGGAGGCCAAUGUCGAGAUCUACGGCAAGGUGUCUGUGGAGAUUGAGUUCGACAUCCUCGGUUACGGCUGGGAGGGUGGUAUUUACCUUCAGCCCUAUGUGGGAGCUGACUUGGCUCUUGAGGCUUCCAGCCAGGGUGUUUGCUCGGCUGACUCGGCUGACUACCACUACGCCGUCGAAGUCACACCUUCUGCGGGCGUCAACCUGGUCGCUGAUGUCGCGAGUGCAAGUGACGAAGCUAAUCCUAUCACUUCCUGGGACAUUGCGUCCAUCGCUACCACGCUGUCUGAGAAGUGCUUUGGUUUUGACAAGGUUACUUCCACUUCAACCAGCACGACCACGACCAAGACCUCGGAGACCAGCUCCCAGACGACCAGCUCCAAAGCGAGCAGCUCCCAGACGACCAGCUCCAAAGCGAGCAGCUCCCAGACGACCAGCUCCAAGGCGAGCAGCUCCAAGGCGAGCAGCUCCAAGGCGAGCAGCUCCAAGGCGAGCAGCUCCAAGGCGAGCAGCUCCAAGCAGGCUUCUUCCUCCCACGCCGCGAAUUCGGCUACUUCCAAGGCGCACCCCAGCAGUGCCGCGGCGCAUGCUACUUCCACCUCGACCGCUUACACGACCUCCACCCACACCUCCUCCCACUCUGUCACCAUUACCCCGUCCCCUUCGCACAAGUCACGCCGCAAUAUUAUGGGAGGCCACGGCCGCCGCAAGUACUAA
Molecule: messenger RNA, 1902 nt
Organism: Aspergillus saccharolyticus JOP 1030-1
Lineage: Eukaryota; Fungi; Ascomycota; Eurotiomycetes; Eurotiales; Aspergillaceae
Exons: 5
Coding region: 1-1902 (633 amino acids)
Source: RefSeq, a predicted model, not a curated record